UCCGGAAGCUGAGUGAGCCAGGCACAGAGAUGUAUUAAUGUAAGCACCUUUAAAGACAGCUAAAUAAACUGAGCUCCGUGAUAGUGUCUCGGAAAUUAUACAGAGCUUUUUAAAAAAAAAAAAAAAAAAAACUUUAGUUUCUCAUUUUUGAAGGACAACAGUGUUGUUUUUCGAUACAAUUAUUAAACGCGGUGUGUUUAGCCAUUAAACCCGAGCCACAUUCCUCGGUUUGUUGGAAAAUAAACAAACGCGAUGCUAACGGCUAAUGGACUGUAGAUAACAAGCAACGCGGCGCGAGCCUGACUGAAGAUUAUGAAGACUGAUUCAGACUGAAGUUUAAACUAUGGAGCUGUACUGGUACAUAGUUGUCAUAAUAUUUAUUAUGAUAAAGAUCUUCUUCUACGUCUGCUGGUACCGCUCAAGACAGAGGCAGCUGGCCGCGUAUCUCAGUAAUCCACGCAAUGCCCAGAUCGUUAUUGUGGGAGGAAGAGCGUACCUGCAUCAGAUGUGCGAGAACCAAAAUACAUCAAUCUGGUCGAAUUGGUACGGCGUUCAGGAUGAAGGCUCCGUAGGUGAGCCAUCCGUUUCUCUUCCUCCAUCUUCAUCCCUGUCUCAUCUGGACUUACCCCCUCCAUACGAAGCUGUUUCUGGAGCAGAAGACCUGAAGCCUCCUCCGUACAGCGAGUUUGCUCAGAACGAUGACACGGACACGUCUCAGAGCAUCGCAAUCCCAGAGGGCAACAAUUCAAGCAUCAGCGAUGACCCACCUCCAUACACCCCCACUGCCAAUCAGCACACCAGCGUUCAGUGCCAAGCGGAGCCUGAGGGGAGAUCCAGCUAGUCUCUUCCAAUGUCCUUUCUCAGUUUUGUUCACAGCAAGGGCUGUACUUCUCCUCCAUGCAGUUGCUCAGCAUUUAGUUAGGAAUUUGUAUUCUGUUGUUGUGAAGUAACUCUUAAUAAGGGUGCACGAGGUUGAUUCUAAACAUCCUAAAAGAUUAGGGGAAUUUGGUGGUUAAAAGAAAACAAAUGUGGCCUAAUAGUGUUCGCUUCUAGAAAGAUGGUGAGCUGCUUCGGUGUUAAUGGGUGCUUUAAGCUCACUCAUGCCUUAUUUUCAUUUCCUCUUAUAUAACCAGCAUCAUGAUGAUGACACACUCAUGUACCAUAUUUUCUAGACAAUAAGGCACCCUGGGUACAAGUGUGAAUUCACCCUGCUUCGAGCAAACAUUUUUAUUUAUAUAUACACUGCUUUGCUGUGUAAAUCACUGUAAUGUAUCCAUCUACUUAUUUUACCUCCAGUAUAAUGUUCUUGUAAAGCAGCACUUAAGCGCACCCUAGUGGUAUAGCCUUGUUUUUGUUGCUGAAAAGGUUAUUACAUGUUUUCUUUUGCUUGUAGACAGAAAUCUCUUUAUUUACUUGAUGAGGAUCUUUGGUUGUUGUAAGCACUUCUACUAUGAUGCUGAUUUUCAGCUAUCUGUCCAUCAGCACUGGAAGCAUCAAGGUAAUGGUGUACCAUGCAACACCUGCCAUGAAUCAAACCCAUCAAUGUACAAGAUACAGCAUAUACAUCUGAUAGUCUGGAAAAUAUGAUUACACACACCACUGUAUUGAUUGUGUCUAAUACGCAUUUCAGAUUUCCGACGUUCGGGGCGUGUCGCUACAAAAUGAGUCCAGUGUCGCAAGAGUUUGUUCUGAGAGAGUGGUUUGAAACGAGGGUGCAUCAGAAAAAUUACUUGCAUAUUUUUCUAAUUUUGCCAUAAAUACAUUCCUUAAUCUAUAAUGUAUGUCACCAAAAUAUUAUACUGUAAAACAGCAUAUAACCAUGACAGAAGAAGAAGAAACCUUUGUCACAUGCACACUUCAAGCACAGUGAAAUUCAUCCUCUGCAUUUAACCCAUCUGAAGCAGUGAAUGCGCGCGCGCACACCCAGAGCACCCGGGGAGCAGUCAGGGGUUCAGUACCUUGCUCAAGGGCACUUCAGCCCAAGGCUGCCCCACGUUAACCUAACUGCAUGUCUUUGUAUUGUGGGGGAAACCCACACAGACACGGGGAGAACAUGCAAACUCCACACAGAAAGGCCCUCGCCGGCCGCUGGGUUCGAACCCGGAACCUUCUUGCUGUGAGGCGACAGUGCUAACCACUACACCACCGUAGUUUUCCAAACUUGAUUUUCUGUUAGGAUGAUGCCUAAAUAUUUUCGCCAAGUUCUCCAGAUUGGCUGCGUCAGAUUUAACAAAUGACCACUUGGUUUAAAGAUAAGUAGCUAUAUAUUUUGAAUAUCCAAUAAAACAAAUUUUUUUCUUUUCUUUUUUUUUUAAUAAACUGGACUCAUUUUGUGCCGACACGCCUCAUCUAUAGGUCUGAUGACUGCUUUAGUGCAGGGGUGGACAAAUGAUAUAUUCGUUAGCUAGCCUUCCUGGCAAGUAGAAGCUCCAGUGUUGCCCAGAUUCAUAUUUAGGUUGCCCAGAAACCUAAUUUACUUGGCCAAAAAUGGUAGGUAAUAUAAUUUAAUAACAUGGGUAGCUAGUUGGCUAGUUAAGCUCAUUAAUACAGAAUAAAGUAAAUGAAACGUGACACAGGGGGUCCUAAUCAUCAUCGAUAAAGUUUUAAUGGAUUAAAAGUCACCAAGUUAUUGGUAAAUAUCUCGCGUAUGAAGGACAACAUUCUGGCCUCAAAUCACAGAAUAAAUAUUAUUUGAGGUUGGAUAGCAUUUUUUUUCUUUUCAAAUAAAGUUUGUUCAACUGUGCAUGCUGUGCGUACAGGACAGUUACACAACAGCUUUGCACAGGAGGUUAUUUUGCUUUGUUUCAUCAGUGUUCUUUCUGUCACGUUUUCCUGAUUCGGAAAAAAGAUCGGUCAUCUGUAAACCACGUCGGGGAGCAUUCUACCGACAGCCAGCCAGAUGUGUGUAGUGCAGCAGGCGGUGGCAUUUGGAAGCAUGUGCUGUAGUUACUGCAUCGUGGUGCAUGGCAUCAUCCCAUUACUUUUAAACUCAAAGGUUGGUAAGGAGUACGGUUUAUUCCGCUUUCUCGGGUUGUCGAACCUACUUGUUAAACUGCUGGGCGGCUAUAAAAAAAUAAAUAAAAUUAAUAGCCUGACCGUGAAAUCUACUAUUCCUGGACUCCUGAUUUGUCCACCCCUGUAGUGUAUUCACCUUAAAUUAAGUGUACAUAAGUGUGUAGAUUGACUGACUGACUGACUGACUAGUGCCAUGUUAGAAGCAGAUUUUCCAGAUGUAGUCACGUUGCUAAACGUUUGUUCUUGUCUGUAUAAAUGCCCAAAGUGAGAGAGGAUUCUGUGCAGAGGGUUAACCUCAUGUUUAUGCAUAACCUCGCUUUGUAUGUGAUGACAAUUUCCUAAGCACUUUUCUGUCUUGUAAUUGCCUUACUUCUGUCUGUGGGAACUGUAAGUAGGCAUGUGCCGAUAAUCAGGUGUGCAGUAUAGCUCAAUAUUCAAGUCAAUAUUGUUAUCAUGGACACUUAAAGUUAUCAGAACCAUCUUCACAUUGCAUUCAUGAGGAAUUAAGUUUGUCUCAUUCAGAAGGCUGGGUCCUUUCCCCCGCAUCCUUCAUAUCACAAAUGAGACACGUUUCCUUUUCAGUUAAAAUGCUGCUAUGCUUGUGAGAACAGGUCCAGAUAAACAUUUUAUUUUCUUAACUUGAUGAUCAUGAUGUUAUUGUAACCGUGAUAUGACAAUGUAAUAUCGGCACACGCCUAUUUGUAAGUGGCGAACAUAAUUAACUAUCAUCGGAGUCCGCAUGGCAAUGAUGAUGUGUGUAAAUGCGGAGAGUAUGACCAUCGUACUCUUUGGCUUAUCAGGUGACCAUAAUGAUUUUAUGCAUUUACGCAACACAGUAAUGAACUCGCCUUCUGUAUGAUUUUUUUCUGUGUGUUUGGUAGUAGAUGUUCAUAUUAAUGUUAAUGUGUUUUGAAGGAUGUAUGACUGACGGUGCAAGUUGUCAAAUGUAUCAGGUUAACAUACACUUACUGGCCAAUUUAUUAGAUGCACCUUCUUUAUUGGUUGUGCAGAGCAUUACAGUCCGUAUUUAUACACCUGUAAAGUGACCUGUAUGGUUGGGGAGUCUGGUAAAAUGGUCAAUAAGUAAGCUACCAUGUAAUAAACUGGCAACUCAGUGUAAUGGGAUCAAUACUUUUUUUAUUAUUAAAGCAUCUUGGUAAAAUAA
Neoarius graeffei (lesser salmon catfish) is the source of this 4180-nucleotide messenger RNA. RefSeq lists its product as uncharacterized. Lineage: Eukaryota; Metazoa; Chordata; Actinopteri; Siluriformes; Ariidae. The coding region runs from base 344 to 841 and encodes 165 amino acids. The transcript is spliced from 5 exons. The record is from RefSeq and is a predicted model, not a curated record.